AUGGAGGCCUCUUCAACCCCAUCAAAGGCUGAAGGAGUCAUUGAAAAUCAAGGAGUGCAGUUGGCGACAGGUGAGGCAGGGGCGUCCCUGGUGGAGCUCACGCCGACCUCCGGCGGCCUGGCCCUGGUGAGCCCUUACCACACCCACCGGGUCGGUGACCCCUUAGACCUCGUGGCGCUCGCCCAGCAGGUGCAGAAGGCUGAUGAAUUUGUCCGAGCAAAUGCUACCAAUAAACUGACAGUCAUAGCUGAGCAAAUCCAACAUUUGCAAGAACAAGCCAGGAAGGUACUGGAAGAUGCUCGCAGAGAUGCCGACUUGCAUCACGUAGCUUGCAAUAUUGUGAAAAAACCUGGCAACAUUUACUACCUCUAUAAACGAGAGAGUGGUCAGCAGUAUUUUUCCAUCAUUUCUCCAAAGGAAUGGGGUACAAGUUGUCCACAUGACUUCCUUGGUGCCUACAAGUUACAGCAUGACUUAUCCUGGACUCCAUAUGAGGACAUUGAGAAACAAGAUGCCAAAAUCAGCAUAAUGGACAAAUUGCUAAGCCAACCAAUGGCCUUGCCUUCAUGCACUGAACCCAAUUUCCAGGGACUGACUCACUGA
Molecule: messenger RNA, 603 nt
Organism: Elephantulus edwardii (Cape elephant shrew)
Lineage: Eukaryota; Metazoa; Chordata; Mammalia; Macroscelidea; Macroscelididae
Product: chromosome unknown open reading frame, human C1orf50
Exons: 5
Coding region: 1-603 (200 amino acids)
Source: RefSeq, a predicted model, not a curated record